AUGGAUAUCGAUAGCCAGGAAGGUGACGGCCAACAAAUGGUUCCCGAUGACCAUGACCGACCCUUUUCACCCUCUCGUAAUGUUUUUAUCGUGUGUGGGAUGCCCGGCAUUGGGAAGAGCUACUUUCUUUAUUACGUCCUCGUCGAACGUCUUCUCGCACGCCUUCCUACCUGUUUACAGACCGAACCCGAUUACUUUAUUUAUUGGCAUGCCAUGGGCUUGUCUCGCAUCUCCAUGACUGAAUUCGGCGAGAUCCUCCCCGACAAUGUCUGGUUCCUUGUGGAUUCAAACCAGGACAAUGUAUAUCCUAGGGACAAGAUAUUGCAUUCGGGUGCUCGGACACUCCAAGCGACCCCUUCGCGGGCCAAUCGACUUAAUUGGAUAGAUAAGCUUGAUGUGCAGCCCUAUCAAUGGUAUAUGAAACCCAGCCCAGUACGAGAACUGUUGAUGAUGUACGCUGCGUAUAAUUUCUUCAUUGUUAUAACCUUUUCACAUUUUGCAUAG
Marasmius oreades (fairy-ring Marasmius) is the source of this 504-nucleotide messenger RNA. RefSeq lists its product as uncharacterized. The coding region runs from base 1 to 504 and encodes 167 amino acids. Lineage: Eukaryota; Fungi; Basidiomycota; Agaricomycetes; Agaricales; Marasmiaceae. The transcript is spliced from 2 exons. The record is from RefSeq and is a predicted model, not a curated record.